UGGGGCCAAUAGUUAGUUUUCGUAUUGUGUGUACCCCCUUUCAAAGUUAGCUCCUGUGUAUUACCGCUAGUGGGCAGUGGUUCACUGAUGUGUAUUCUUAGUUACCGCAAGGCCUCUUCGGCAAGAACCUGAAACCGGGAGCGCACAUAGUAAAUUUGCUCAUCUAUUUUAUCUGUUUAUCGUAGAACUAUUGGUUGGAUAGACACAAUUGUCAUUUACCGCAAUCAAUUCCUGUAUAGUUGCUUUAUUGGAUUACAUUUAAUAACUGGAUAUUCUGUUUAACUGUGGAUUCACUUGGAUUAAAAUAUCAUUUCAAACAACAAUAUCAGAGCUGCAUAUUUCCAGUGUAUCAUAGACAGCAAGACAGGUUUUGGGAGCGCGUAUAAAUGCAUUGCAGUCAUAGACUAUUUGCGGGGCUAUUGAACUAAGUUGGACUUUGGCUACCGUAACAGUAAAUGACAAAGUCUAUCAGCCUUUGGAGUAUUUGGUUGUAUUAAGAAGAGUGGAAGUAAUUGACAACAUAUCUUCCAGCCUUUAGUAGAAAGGCGUAACAGUAAAUGACAAAGUCUAUCAGCCUUUAGAAGAGUGGAAGUUCCAGCUUGGAGGCCUGAGUACUGUUGUGAAAGGAAAAAGUAGAUUAUCAGUGGUGACAGCACUGAUAAAAGCUGAAGAGUUUCCCUAGUCAUUUAACUUCCAGGAGUUUACAGUAACUGACUGGCAACAGUGUUGCUUUCCGUUUGGGUGACAGUGUAAACAGAUUUAUUUCAUGAUGAAAUCUGCGCGAAAAAGGUUUGCAAAAGGUAAACAUGUAACUUCUGAGCCAGCAUCCAUGGAACAUGGUGAUAUUGUAAACAUUACAAAGAGAAAGAUCAGACCGUCAUCGAAAGUUGUGGAAAAUAGGAAACAAGAGUUUGAUCAACAGAGGCAAAGCGUAUCUAAACUUUGUCAGAAGCUUGUGAAACUAUGCGAAACAGCAAAGCAUGUUAGCCAUAUCCUAAGAGCAUCAUCUGCAAUGCGUGCAUCUUCACGGGAAUUAAUGGAGAUGUGGUCAGCGCUUGAAGAGAUGGUGUCAAGAAAGGAGAGGACAUCUUUGUUUCGGGGUAUUCAACAAGUGGACAGAGAAGUGAAAGAUGCGACUAGGAUUGCUGAAGAAACUGUUGAUAAUCUCAUGGAAAAGAGAGAUGAAAGUUCAUCCAGAAGCUCCACAUAUCGGACAUCUGCAUCUAGUAAUGUUAGUCGUAAAUCAGAAAAGAUUGCUCUUGACAGUAAGCAAGAAUGGUAUGAUUUACAGAAGGAUGUUGGGGAACUCGAAGUUAAAGUAAAAUCCGUGGAAGAAGAGAAGUUGCUCAAUCUUCAAGCACUACAGCUGGAAUAUCAAAGAAAAAUGAAGAUUUUGGCUGAUGAAAGUCAACUUCAAAUGCAUAAGUUAAUGCAGCAAAGCCAGUUGGAAUUGCACUUGCACAAGAAGGAACUCGAGUCGAAGAAGGCAAGAGCACAAGUUUGCAAGAAGGUCCAGCAAGUUGAAAAUCCUUUCGGGUUGAAUGAAGAAGAUUUUAUUGCAAAUUCAAGUAGUCAACAAUCACAGAUCUUGAAAUCAGAUUGGGAUCAUAGUUUGAAAACAAUUCAUGGAGAAGAUAACUCAAAUGAUAUUGUAUGUGAGAAUAUUAAUUCAGGUAUGAAUUCACAACAUGCAAAUGCUUUUCAGCAUUCUCCAUCAGGUGCGUACACUACAUUUGUUUCUCCUGAAGUUAACAUGAAUAGUGUUUCUCAUUUAAAUAAUGAUUUAAGUGCAUGUUUGAGAGAGUUGGCAAUAUCAAAUAGUAUGCUAGCCAAUGCAUAUGCUUUGCCACAAAUUAAAGUUGAUAUUUUUGAUGGUAAUCCAUUAAAAUUUCCUGCCUGGGAAUCUGAUUUUGAUGCUCUUAUUGAAGCUAAAACUACCAAUGUACGCCAAAAACUUAAUUUACUCAGUCAACAUUUAUCAGGGGAUCCUAAAACAAUGAUUCAAGAUCUUGUGUUGUUACAGUCUGAUACUGCGUAUGCAGAAGCAAAGGAAAAAUUGAAGUCAAGAUAUGGCAAUGAAAGUGUCAUAUGUAAAGCAUUUCUUGACAAAUUGGCAUCAUGGCCAAGAAUUAGAUUUCGUGAUGCUGCUGGAAUUCAGAGAUAUGGUGAUUUCCUUGACCAAGUCAAAGUUGCAAAACAUAAGAUCAAAGAUCUGGAGGUACUUGAUUUUUCUGUUGAAAGUGUAAAAGUAAUUGAACGUUUACCAACCUAUUUGCAAGAUGCUUGGCGUGGUACUGUUAAAAAUUGGAGAUCAAAAUAUGGAAAAAAUAGCUAUCCACCUUUUGAUGAAAUUGUUAAAUUUGUAAAUGAAGCGUCAGAAAAGGAGAAUAUUCCUGAGCUUGAACAUAUGAACAAAAAUCGUGAAUAUGUGAAGUCAUAUGAUGACAGGGAAAAGAAAAGUAAGUCUUUUUCCAGUUAUAGAAGUGCACAGAAUGCGAGAGCAUAUGCUCAUAAAGUAGAAAAUAUGAAUGCGAACAAAUGCCCAUUCUGUAGUGUUUGUCAUCAUAUAGAUGAUUGUGAUGAAUUUGGUAAAUUGUCAAUAAAGGACAAGAAGACCUUUUUUCUGAAAGAGAGACUGUGUUAUGGAUGUGGUUCUAAUAGAGGUCACAGGGUUAAUUUUUGUAAGCAGAGGGUUACAUGUAAGAUUUGCAAUAGGUUACAUUUGACUGCCCUCCAUGUGGAUAAAACUCUUGAUAAAAGUGAUUCUAAAUGUACUCAAGUUUGCACCAUAGAAGGUCAAAGUGGUGGCAAACAUAAUUCUAUGAUUGUUCCAGUAUUUGUGAGAAAUAGUAAAAAUCCAUCUAAGGAAAUCCAGUGCUACUGCAUAUUAGAUGAUCAAUCUAAUUGUUGUUUUGUUUCUGAGGAAUUGCAAAAGCAACUUGAUGUGAAAGGUGUACAGACACAGUUAAAUCUCUCUACGAUGAUGAAAUCUGGAGCGUUGGUGUCUUCGCAGAGAAUCAGAGGACUACAAGUGAUGAGUAUGGAUCGUCAAGUAAAGAUAGAUAUUCCACAAGCUUAUACUCGUGAGCAAGUACCUGCGAGCCCUUCACAAAUUCCAAAACCUGAAGUUGCCAAACAGUGGAAACAUUUGGAGAAAAUUGCAGACAAACUUAUGCCUUAUGAUUCAAAAUUGAAGGUCAGUAUUCUCAUUGGUAGUAACAUUCCUAGUGCGGUAAGGCCUCGUGACAUAAUUCAUGGACGGGAAAAUGAUCCAUAUGGUCAAAAGUCUAUAUUGGGUUGGGGAAUAAUUGGAAAUGUUUGCAAAAAUGGCAAACGUGAUGAUAAAAGUUCAAUAUCUCAUCGUGUCGAAGUGACACAAGAUUGUUCCACAGCGGAAAAUCUGUUAGAGAGCAAUGGUAAAUCAUCAUUUGUAUUUUCCACAAAAGUAAAAGAAAUUGUAAGUCCUCAACAGCUCAAUCAGAUGAUGGAAAUAGAUUUUGUUGAUCACAAAAGUAAGCAUGAAAAUAUGUCAAUUGAGGAUCAAAGGUUUGUGAAAAUACUUUCUGAAAAUGUUAUUAAAUGUGACAAUGGAAUGUAUGAAAUGCCUUUACCAUUGAAAUGUGACCAAGUUAAAUUACCGAAUAACAAGCCCAUGGUAUUGAAACGAGUAAUGCAAUUGAAAAAACGAUUUGAAAAGGAUUCAGAGUAUAAAAGUAAAUAUGUUGAAUUCAUGGAAGAUAUGAUAAAAAAUUAUGCUGAAAGGGUGCCAGAAAAUAGACUUGUUGUUAGUGAUGGAAAAGUUAAUUAUGUGCCACAUACUGCUGUUUUUCAUAGUAAGAAGAAAACCAUCAGAGUUGUUUUCGAUUUGAGUGCUUUGUAUAAAGGAGAAUGCAUAAAUGAUCAUUUGCUCACUGGACCAGAUCUUAUGAGUGGAAUGACAGGAAUUUUGUGCCGAUUUCGGAAAGAGGAAAUUGCUGUAAUGGGAGACAUAAAAGGUAUGUUCCAUCAGUUUGUUGUACGAGAACAAGACAGAGAUUUGUUGAGAUUCUUUUGGUGGAAUAAUGGUAACACCGAAUCAGAAUUAACUGAGUAUAGAAUGACUCGACAUCCAUUUGGUGCUCGUAGUAGCCCAGGUGUUGCAAUGUAUGGAUUGAAAUUAGCUGGAGAUGAUGGUGAAAAGGCAUUUGGGAUAGAAGCAGCUGAUUUUGUGAGAGAUAAUUUUUAUGUGGAUGAUGGUUUACAGUCUCUCGAAACUGUUAAUGAAGCUAAGUUGCUCAUUAAAAAUAGUACUUCUCUGUGUGCCAAAGCAGGUCUAAAGUUGCAUAAAUUUGUGUCGAAUCGGAGAGAAGUCCUAGAAUCUAUUCCUGAAUGUGAUCGGGCUAGUAGUGUAAAAACAAUUGAUUUGAAUAAUGAUCCACUUCCAAUUGAGAGAGUUCUAGGUAUGCUGUGGGAUGUGAAUGAUGAUGUUUUUCGCUAUCAUUUGCAAUUGAAAAAUCAACCACGAACCAGAAGAGGAUUUCUAUCAAUUGUGAGUUCUAUAUUUGAUCCAAUGGGAUUUCUGUCACCUGUGAUAUUGGAAGAUGCAUGUCAGUCUGGUUAUGGUCAAUGUUCAUAUGUCAGAUUGGUGAAUGAAAAUGGAGAUUCACACUGCACCUUGCUCAUGGGGAAAUCUCGUGUUGCUCCGUUGAAGCAAAUUUCCAUUCCAAGGAUGGAAUUGACAGCAGCUACAAUUUCUGCACGAAUGAGCAGAUAUUUACGGGAAGAACUAAGGUAUGAAAAUAUUAAGGAAUAUUUUUGGGUUGAUAGUAUGGUGGUGCUGGGUUAUGUGAACAAUCCAGUGAAAAGAUUUCAUGUAUUUGUUGCAAAUAGGAUACAACAAAUUCUUGAUGUGUCUGAUGUUAGUACAUGGUUACAUGUUGAAUCUAAUCAAAACCCAAGUGAUUUGGCAAGUCGUGGUAUAUCAGUAAAAAAGUUAAUUGCUGAUUCAAAAUGGUGGAAUGGUCCUGAGUUUUUGCAAUGUAAAGGAGCUUAUGAACCACCAGAAGUUUCCUAUGUACCAAAUAAUAAAACAGAUGCCUUGUUGAAACAUGAAAUGAAAAAGGCAACAGCGUUCAUAACAGUUGAAAAAGAAAAUACUGUUGGGUAUAAUUUUGAUAUUGAUAGACUGGACAUAUUUUCUUCUUGGUUCAAAGCCAAGCGAGCUGUGGUCAACUGUAUUCGAUUUUGUCACAAGCUGAGAAAAGUUGAUUGUGCGAAUAAUUUGGAAGUUGAAAAUUUGUCGAUUUCAGAGAAAGUAAUUAUCAGAUGUUUACAGCAAAUUCAUUUUUCAGAGGAAAUAGAGCAGCUGCAAAGUUGUGCAGUUUCUGGUGCAAUUUUGGAUCGAGCCAAAAUUAAAAUUCGAAACAAACUUAGCCGAAGUUCAAUUUACAAAUUGGAUCCAUAUAUCGAUGAAGAUGGACUAAUUCGUGUAGGUGGUAGAAUAGGGAGAGCAAAUAUGCCCAUGGAUUGUAAGCAUCCAUUGCUUUUGCCAAGACAUUCUCAUGUUACUAAUUUGAUUAUUCGUCAUUUUCAUAUGAAAGUUCAUCAUAUGGGACGCGGAAUGACACUGAAUGAGAUACGUCAAAAUGGGUAUUGGAUUGUUGGAGGCACCUCAGCUGUGUCACAAUUUAUAACUUCAUGUGUUGCAUGCAGACGUAUCCGAAGACCUCUUGAGGUUCAAAGGAUGAGCGAUCUUCCAGAGGAUCGUGUGAAUGAAGCAGCCUUGUUUGAUUAUUCAGCUGUUGAUGUUUUCGGUCCUUUUGAAAUAAAGGAGCGUAGAUCUAUUUUAAAGAGAUAUGGUAUAAUAUUCACUUGUUUAUCUUCCAGAGCAGUUCAUUUAGAGUCUGCAAAUUCAUUAGAUACAGAUUCAUUUCUCAAUGCCUUGAGGAGAUUCCUAGCAAGACGAGGAACAAUUAAGCAGUUGAGAGCAGAUUGUGGAACAAAUUUUAUUGGAGGAAGAAACGAAUUACUAAAAGCUAUUGGUGAGAUAGAUCAAUGCAAGGUCAGAGAAUAUUUAUUGUCUAAUGAGUGUGAUUGGUUCGAAUUCAAGUUUAAUGUUCCAAAAUGUAGUCAUAUGCAUGGAAGUUGUGAACGUCAAAUAAGGACAGUUCGAAAUGCUCUGGAGCCAAUUAUGCAGAAGUUCGGUUCACAGCUUGAUGAUGAAAGUUUUCGUACUGUACUUGUGGAGGCUGAACAUUUGGUUAAUUCUAAACCACUUACAGUUUCUAAUUUAGGUGAUGUGGGUUCACCCGAGCCAUUAACACCAAAUCAUCUUUUGACGAUGAAGCCAAAGGUUCUUCUGCCUCCACCUGGACAAUUUCAAAGACCUGAUGUAUAUGCAAGACGUCGAUGGAGACGAGUCCAGUACAUUGUGAACCAAUUUUGGUAUCGAUGGAGAUUGGAGUAUCUACAAACACUACAACCAAGAGGGAAAUGGACUAAAACUGAACUGAAUUUAUGUGUUGGAGAUAUUGUCAUAGUGAACGAUGAGAAUGCCCCAAGAAAUGAAUGGCAACUUGCCAGAGUUGAUGCCUUGUAUCCGUCUGAGGAUGGCCUCAUUCGAAAAGUUAGAGUUCUUGUUGCCGAUUGUAAUCUUGAUUCCAGAGGCAAACGAACAAAAGCGGUGACAUACCUCGACAGACCGAUACAUAAACUUGUGUUGUUGGUUCGUGCAGCCAAAGAUGGCGAUUCCCCGGACGAGGAGCCAACAUCUUAGUUUUAUUACUUUUUGUACUGUACAUAUGUUUCGUUUUAAAAAAGUUUUCUUUGCCAACAAAGAACCCUUUUUGGGGAGCCAUGUUACUGGGGCCAAUAGUUAGUUUUCGUAUUGUGUGUACCCCCUUUCAAAGUUAGCUCCUGUGUAUUACCGCUAGUGGGCAGUGGUUCACUGAUGUGUAUUCUUAGUUACCGUAAGGCCUCUUCGGCAAGAACCUGAAACCGGGAGCGCACAUAGUAAAUUUGCUCAUCUACUUUAUCUGUUUAUCGUAGAACUAUUGGUUGGAUAGACACAAUUGUCAUUUACCGCAAUCAAUUCCUGUAUAGUUGCUUUAUUGGAUUACAUUUAAUAACUGGAUAUUCUGUUUAACUGUGGAUUUACUUGGAUUAAAAUAUCAUUUCAAACA
Molecule: messenger RNA, 7160 nt
Organism: Styela clava
Lineage: Eukaryota; Metazoa; Chordata; Ascidiacea; Stolidobranchia; Styelidae
Biological process (GO): DNA integration
Molecular function (GO): nucleic acid binding
Source: RefSeq, a predicted model, not a curated record